GUAGAUAUGAGGGAUAUGUAAUUGUGACUGUCGAUCAUGGUUUCUUUCAAUAUCACCAUGAAAAGGGCAAAGGCAACUCGGUAAGAGAUAGCAGAAAGCAAUCCAUUUUAAUCUACAAUUAUUUCUAUUAGUGUUCAAAUUGUUUUCUGCUGUUGAGCAACAAGCAAAAAUGGCAAUGCAAAAACUGAAGCAGUGUUUCUAGGGAAUGUAAUUAUGUCAGGCAGGUUACGGUUAAGACAUCUGAUUAAUAUUUGAUCACUUAGAUACUAUGUUUGAAAAUAUGGUUUCAAGGAGCAAAGAGAGGGUGACGACAUAGAGGUUAUUCAGUGUGACAAGGUUGGUUUCAUUUGCUGUUAUCUUAUUGCAUGCAUUUGCAAAAAAAGCAGGGGUCAAAUCGAAUAUUGCACAGCACCAAAGAUGCAAUUUUCAUCUGGUAUGUUGCUUUUGCUCGUCACAUUGGUAUGUUUUUCUUGGAAAUGGUUCAUUGCUGCCGAAAUAUUCACUACCGGGACACAUUUUAGAGAAAUUACCACAGAAAGCAGCAGAUCAAGCACUUCAGCUAGGAAAGAUGAAGAUUUUACACUACAAGAAGAGAUGUUGCGAUGCAGCAGAGAUAAUGAAUGCAAAAUACUCGGCAGUAGGACAGGCACUGAAAAAUUAUCUGCAAUCGGCAAAGGAGGCAAUUUAUCAGAGUACGAUGAAGUUUUCGAAAAGAAAGAAACAGGUUUUAAAAGCUGCAACGAACUGAAGAAAUGGGGAAUCAACUCGAGUAUGAAGGUGGAUUUGUCGCUAAAGAAUGGAUCUUCCUUCUUGGGUUACUGUAACAUGAUCAGCGACAACGGAGGUUGGCUGGUGUUCCAGAGACGAGUGGAUGCAACUGAUUUUUAUCGAAAUUGGACGGAUUACGUUAACGGUUUUGGGGAUGUUGAUGGGAGCUUUUGGAUUGGCUUGAAAUAUCUACACUGGAUGACUCAGAGUGCAGAUAACAUGAUUCUCCGCGUCGAAGUGAGAAAUAUUAACGGAAUCAGUGGAUUUGCAAAGUAUUCUGAUUUCAAAAUUGGCAGCGAGGAUGAGAAAUACAAGAUAACAUUCGGUGCAUAUGAAGGUAACAUUGGUGAUUCUUUGAGAAGAAGCUAUGGGGCAGCAUUCUCCACGCCAGAUCGAGAUAAUGAUGCUUGGAGUGAUAGACAGUGCUGUGUGGAAUAUCGCGGCCCUUGGUGGUCAAACGCAUGCUUUAAUGCGAACCUAAAUAAUGAUCAUCAAGACAAAGUCCCUUAUGUGAGUACCCCUGAGGCCGAGGGUGCGUCACGAAUGUCAUGGCUAUCGAUGGAUGGCAAGUUUGGUACAAUCAGGUUCUCAGAAAUGAUGAUCAGACCAUAUCCUUGAUCAACCUGAAACUCGAGAUUAAUAAAUUAGCUUACAUUAAGCCCUCCUCUAGACAUUGCAUGCUUACAAAAACAAUCAAGACUUAACAUGAUUCAUCCUUUCCCGGUACAUAGUGGUAAAGUAUGCCUUAUAGCAAAAGCUGAGUGAUGUCGUUAUUAGAAAGUGCUGAUCAAGUUUGACCACUGUUUCUUUCUUUAUAUUGCUCUGACUUUAGCAGAAAAAUAGUAUACCGUUUUAAAGCUAUGUACUUGUUUGUUAGUGUAUGUAUUGUGAAUGCUCCUGCAUGGCUAUAAAACUGGCAUUUUGAUUUCAUAACUAUCUAAAUGUCAAAAUUCCUAUCCUCAAUGCAUGAAAGUGAUGUGCCUCCGUGCGAUUGUUAGGUUUCCUGAUUAUCAAAAUGCUAUCAAACUUAACCAUUUAGCCUUAAGUUUCCAUAAUAUUAAUACCUCAAUUGCAUUGCUACAAGCGUAUUUCUUUAUUCUUAUGGUGACAGGUCUUUGGAUCGUUCUAGAGUAGUUUGGAACGUGAAUAAGCAUUGUCAGAAUUUCGGAACUGUAUAAU
Messenger RNA from Rhopilema esculentum, 1947 nucleotides. Its product is annotated as ficolin-1-like. NCBI's taxonomy places the organism in Eukaryota, Metazoa, Cnidaria, Scyphozoa, Rhizostomeae, Rhizostomatidae. The record is from RefSeq and is a predicted model, not a curated record.